ACAAAGUUUCUAGUUGAAUCGGAUAAGGAUAUGCAGAGCGGCAAUAACUUAAAUGAAGCUGGGCUGGUCUUAUCGAAAAAAAGUAAACAACUCAAUCUUGCUCAUACAAGACCUAAAAACGUAAAGAAAACAAACAAAGUAAAAUCCGAGGUGAAAACAAAAAAGAAAGUCAAGGACAUGUCUGAGCCGGUGAAGUGUGAAGAAUGUGGGAAAAUAAUGAAGAGAAGCUCAUUAAAAAAACAUAAGCAACGUCAUAAACCAAAAACUUUUCUUUGUCAGGCCUGCCCAAACACAUUUAAGGAGUCAUGUGCCCUAAAAAAUCAUGAGCUCUGUCACAAUGAGAAUCGGGAAAGAUUUCCGUGCGACAUCUGUAACCAAAGCUUUUUAACUCCGUAUACAUACAAAAAACACAGGCUAACGCACGAAACCAACCGCAAACCAAUAUAUCAAUGUGCUCAGUGUGAAAAAUCAUUUCUUCAUAAAAAUGGUCUAACAAUCCACGAGCUCCAUCACAAGGGAGCUACGAUAGAAUGCCAAGUUUGUCAAAAACGUUAUGUGCGGCAAAUAGACCUAGAUGUUCAUUUACGCACUCAUUCUGGAGAAUCGCCAUUUGUGUGUCACCUUUGUGGAAAAUCUUUCAUCCACAAACGUAUUUUAAAUAGGCACAUGCAGUACCAUGGAUAUUUCAGUUACAAGUGCGUGAUUUGUGGUUCUAAAAUAAUUGUAGUAUUGGUCUUGUCCCACCCGUGACAAAAAAAGGUAAAAGUUAUAUUCAAUUACAGAAGUUGCAGUUGUGUUUCAGGUUUGUUACAUAAUGUUAGAAAUUCAUUGCAAAUAUUUACCACAAUUGCAUUGUCGUUUCCACGUAGUUAGAUAAGAAUAAUUCAACAGAGAGGUAGGCCCCACCCGUGACAGCUAUGUGUGGGUCAGUUGUCAGAGGUAGGUUUACAGGGCUGCUAAGCUUAAUUUGUUUGUUUAGGUGGACGCAGGGGAGAAAGGCGGAAGCGCGGACUCGCCCAUUGCCUAUAUGCCAUUGUGGUCAGAUGAUCAAGUUAAGUGAGAUUUUGACCAGUUUUGGUUUUUUCUUUUGUUUAUUUAAUGUUCAUAGUUUUUUUAUAAAAUUCUAGCAUAUUAAAUAACCAGAACCACAUUAAUCCACAUUUUAAACUUCGUACAAAAAUUAGAAAUUUCAA
Molecule: messenger RNA, 1193 nt
Organism: Rhagoletis zephyria (snowberry fruit fly)
Lineage: Eukaryota; Metazoa; Arthropoda; Insecta; Diptera; Tephritidae
Product: oocyte zinc finger protein XlCOF14-like
Biological process (GO): regulation of transcription by RNA polymerase II
Cellular component (GO): nucleus
Molecular function (GO): DNA-binding transcription factor activity, RNA polymerase II-specific
Source: RefSeq, a predicted model, not a curated record